AUGGCUGAGAACAUGGAGGGUCCAGAGAGAGACGAGGAGAUGAGCAGAAGGUUCCUGCAGAAGAUCCGGAGCUUCAGACCGAAGGAGGUUUUUACCUGGCGCCUGGCCCGGACCCUGGCCAUGGGUCAGGGCCUGGCGGGUCUCAUCUGUGGGACCGCUGUCUCGUCUCAGUACCUGGCCAGCACCUUCCAGGUGAACACGCCCAUGCUGCAGAGCUUCCUGAAUUACCUGCUGCUGUGUGUGACCUACAGCAGCCUGCUGCUCUGCAGAACAGGUACCAGAACCAGACUGCACACUGGGUUGACGUGGGCCCAUUUAGACCCCAUCACUCUGCUGGACUGCUUUGUGAUCCCAGUCCUUAUGGUUCUGUCCUGGUGGGUUCUGAAGACUCGGUACCGGCCCAUCCACUACAUCUCGGUGUGUAUCUGCCUGCUGGGAGUCGGAGCGAUGGUUGGAGCUGACCUGCUGUCUGGACGGGACCAAGGAUCCAGGCUGCUGUUCGCCUCCUUCGCCCUCUGUAUGUUUGCUCUGUACAGCUUCAUGCCCAUCGUGAUGAAGCUCAGUAGCGCCACCUCUGUCAACCUGUCGCUGCUCACCGCUGACCUGUUCAGCCUCUUCUGUGGCAUCUUCCUCUUCCACUACAGCUUCUCUGGACUCUACCUGGUCUCUCUGGUCGUCAUCCUCAUUGGCUUCAUUGGUUUCAACACCGUGCCGCCACACAACGACCCCUCCGAACACAAUUACCCCAACGACCCCAACGACUCCGCCGACCUCAGCAGCUCUUCAUCCUCCUCGGAUCCUGACCGUCCCCAGCAGCAGGUCGUGAUGAUGGAGGAGGAGUUUCCAUCACAGGACCAUGUUGGACGCAGCACCAAACUGUGA
Stegastes partitus (bicolor damselfish) is the source of this 882-nucleotide messenger RNA. RefSeq names its product solute carrier family 35 member F2-like. Bases 1 to 882 code for a protein of 293 amino acids. The transcript is spliced from 5 exons. Gene Ontology annotation, molecular function: transmembrane transporter activity. The record is from RefSeq and is a predicted model, not a curated record. Gene Ontology annotation, cellular component: membrane. NCBI's taxonomy places the organism in Eukaryota, Metazoa, Chordata, Actinopteri, Pomacentridae. Gene Ontology annotation, biological process: transmembrane transport.